Molecule: messenger RNA, 2432 nt
Organism: Cercospora beticola
Lineage: Eukaryota; Fungi; Ascomycota; Dothideomycetes; Mycosphaerellales; Mycosphaerellaceae
Cellular component (GO): cytoskeleton
Source: RefSeq, a predicted model, not a curated record
CGAAGAUCUUCCAAUCGGCGCUGGCGACGCUCAAAGGUGGACAAUUGCGUUCAUCAUAUACCAUCGCCCAAUGCAUAGUCAAUGCAUGAGAAAUUGGUGAGCUCCAGCCUCGGGCUUGUCCUACAUAUGUGUGGGACAUCCGCGCGCAUAACACCUUCCUUUCUGUUUCGCUUGUCCUCCAGGCGCCAUCUAGUAAACAUUUUUCAUAUCGUGUACUUGCCAUGUCUGCCGCAACAGUACUCAACGGCCAAAGCUCGACACUUGAGUCUGAUCACUCUCACCAUCACCAUAGCCACACAACCGACUUCCCGGAGAUCACCCCCGAGAAGCUUGCCAUCAUGAAGCUCGGAUCUUCACUCAACGACGACCGAGACGUCUUCUCGGAUCCAGGAACUCCUAGCAAGUAUGGCAAAAUCGGCUUCAGCAAGGGAGCUGCUGAGAGCAGCUCGAGAGCCCUCGCGCGCACUUCUCGACAAGUCAGCAGCACCACCCGACGCUCAAGCUCUUUCCUCCAUGGACAUCGCAACAAGAUGUCGAUGGAACUGACGCAUCAGGCCGAGGGCAAGUUCUUCUCGCUGAUCGAACUCAUGUCCAAUGCUUCGAAGGAGGCCUCAUCUCUCAAGGAAUAUUGGGCUCGCCUCAUGUCUGACCGUGAGUCCUUCGAUCGCGAGCGUGAGGAACUCAUGUUGCAGAUCGAUGAGAUUUCCGAGACCCUCGAACAAAGAGACAGCCAGCAUCACCACCACGGCCGGGAGCUUGCCGAGAGGAAGAAGGAAGUUGAGAAGCUUCUCAUCGAGCUGUCUUCUGCUCUGAACAACAUCACCAUCGAGAAGAAGAAAGUUCACGAACGUGAUCACGAGCUCGAGCGCAGUCGUGCAGAGUUGAGUGACGUGAGGAUCACCAUCUCGCGCAACCAGAUCGAACAUGACAGGAUCAAAGCCGAGCUUGAGAGUGCCUUCGCCCGCAUCAAGCACAUCGAGAGCGAACGCGAUCAUGCUCGAGAGGAUACCGAGAAGUAUCGUGGCGAGCUGCGCACCUUCACGCGCGAACAUGCAGAGCUCAAGAGCAAGAACAUCGACCUCGUCGACCGUCUCGACUCAUCCCGCAAAGAAGUCUCUACCUUGACAAGCCGCUUGUCCGCAUGGGAGCAUGAGCGCGACACAUAUCUUGUCGAGAAGGACAGACUCAGAGAAGAGCUUCGCAAGAUCACUGUCCGAUCGGAGGAGACUUUUCGCGAGCUCGGUGAGUUGACUGACAGGUAUGAGCGUUUGCAACGCGAGUCCCGCCAGAUCAAGGAGAGCAUGCACUUCGUUGAGUCCGAGCGUGAUGAUCAUGCCACCACGAUCGACCGCCUCCGUGUCGAGCUCAGGACCAAGACUACAAGCAUCGAAGACGUCGAGGCACGCCUCGCAGACAUCACCUUGAAGUAUGAGCAGUCCAAGAGAGAGGUCACCAGCAGAGACGACAGGCUUCGCGAUGUUGAGUCUGAGCUGCAUGACCUUCGUCACCGCAUCGAGCGUCACCAUGAAGAGCACCGCACUAUCAUCAUCGAGCGCGACCAGCUCAAGGACGACCUCGAUCACGAGCGACACACCUCCUCUGACCGCCAGCGUGAGAUCACUGUCCUCCAGGACACCCUUACUCGCACCGAGUCCACCCUCAGCGAAGUGCGCUCCGAAGUCGUCAGCCUCACCGAACGCAUCAAGCACAUCGAGCACGAGCGUGACGAUGCCCGUCACCACCACGGCCACUUGACCACCGAAAUCCAUCAAUUGAAGGAGCGCCUCACGAUCGUCCAGACUGAGGUCCGCACCUUGACAGACCAGCGUGACCGUGCUCGCCACGAGCUCGAAGAUGUCAAGCGUCGCUACGAAGAAUACACCGAAACCAUCAACGAAUACAAAGACGACAGCGGCGAACUCGAAUACGAAAUCGAUAACCUUCGCACCAUGCUUCGUGAAGCCCGCGAGCAAAAGGAGCGUGCCAUCGCCGCUCGUGCUGCCGCCGAUCGUGAACGAGACGAGUAUGUCGCCAAGUAUGAGGACAAGUGCCGAGAGAUGGAAAAGUAUGAAGAGUCUCAAAGGACUCACUACCACUCACACGCACACGGAAGGAGUGGUGGCGGAUCCUCCGUCACCAGGACGGUCACGCGAAGCGGGUCGUCUUAUCAAAAGCAUGCGUCGGUGGAUGCCAAUGGGCAUGAGUAGGAAAAGCAGUAUAAGAGAGAGAUUGUCGCCUAUUAUGGAGUGAUGGUGAGGAUAAUGCAGUGUUGACGACAUGACGGAUUUCGUGUGUAUGACGGGGAAGGUUUCGUAGUCCUUUGUAUGAGAUUUCCUUGCAAUGGCGUUGAUGAUGCUCGUUUGCCGUGAGGCCUCGUUUGCUUCGUGGGCAUUGCGUUGCUGUGAUGUCUUGGCUUCCUCUCUGAGCUGGCG